AUGACAGCGGCAGAGGAUCAGUCUAUGCGUACAUGGCGAGGAAACGAUGGCAAGUUCGAGGUGGAAGCUGCUUAUGUGGGCCUCUUUCAAAAAACCAAGGUCAAGUUGCGUAAAGCUGGAGGUGGAAUGAUUGCGAUUCCUAUUGAACGUUUGUCUGAAGCCGAUGCAGCCUAUAUACACGCUCGAUCAGGGCAAACUCCAGUAGUGACAUUGGCAACAACAGCACCUACCGCUCAUCAAGACACUGUCCCCCCUCCAACUCUUCAGUUACAACCUUCCAUGGCAGCCCUGACACUUGACGACUCUACCAACAACUAUUCACCACCACUACAAGAGCAACAGCAACCACAAAAUAUGCCAUUGACUAUUCAUACGACACAACCAAUGUCUACUACAACAACAACAGCAGCCCAAGUGGUGUUACCAACUCCUGUAGAAAGGCAUGGACUUGCACAACAAGUGAUUCCUAUGCGACCUGAAGCAGUGCGUCUCCUUUCACAGCGAUCAUUAUCAUCCAUUACUGAAAGGUUAGGACGUGGACAAUGGCAGACACGGCCCCAAUCAUUAUCAGACCUUCCUGAACGAGCGCUUUGUACUAUUGCCCAAUAUCUCGAUGCUCGUACACGUGUUCGGCUUGCUUCCACAUGCACUGCACUCUUGCAAGCCGUCUUUCGUCCCCAAGUAUGGCGCCAUGUAUGGUUUAUGGGUUAUGCAGGAGAAUACGUGGAUAGUGCUACGAUUCAUGCGAUGACUGUAUCACUCGAACGACAUCAAUUGCAACAUGCUGUUCAUACCAUUACGCUGGAUGGCACAUCAGUCAAUGCCGAUGCUAUUGUUCACGUCUUGAUCCAUUUUCCUGCUAUGCGGUGGCUAUCGGUCAAAGGAUGCUGGGGCGUUCAUUCUUUCCCACUCGGCGGAAAACUUAUGCAUCUUGUGGCAAGUGGUUCAGGUAUUAUGACACAGUUGGAAAGGUUUGAAUUGGGGAAAGCAUUACGACGAGGCGUCACCCAGCAAGACUUGGAGGAUAAGCCCAACGCACCACAAUCAUUCGGUCAGGAUUUGGCAGUCAUUCGUAAUGCUUUGGAACAACUUGCAAGACGACCUGUGCAGAUGGAUUGCUUCUUGUGCGAUUUUUGUCAUGUUGGAGCAGCAGCAGCUUUUGUCCAUUGCGUAUCAUGUGGACCUGUUUAUAUCCACAAAUGCAACAAAUGUGCUCCACGAUGCGAUAGGUGCAGUAUCCGUACCUGUAAUCGACCAGGAUGUCGUGCAAGCCAAUCAGUACACAUAUCAACAACGACCUGUGGAAGAUGCGAUCGACCUCUCUCUAUUUGUAACCAUAACCAAGCCUGUGCUCGUGCAAGUAACAGCCCCUGUGGUAGUUGCAAUGGUCUCUUUCAUGCUCAAUGCCGCACAAGUGAUGGUGGAUAUGCGUCCAAUCAAUGCUCUCGUUGUGGUAUUGUUGCUUGUCCUACGUGCGAACUCAUCAUGUGCGCUGGUGGAUGUCAUGGUCAAUGGUGUCGGAAUUGUGCCAGUGAUAAGCAAGCUGCUGAUUUGAUACAUUGCAAAUGUAUUGUCAUCAACAAGACGGGUGGAAAGAUCAGGAAACGCACAGUUUGUCAUCAUUGCAGGAAAGCAUGCUCAAAAUGUCGCACAACUGGUUUUUGUCCACGGUGUCUUGGUGUUCAUUCUAAACAAUGCCGCUAG
Messenger RNA from Lichtheimia ornata, 1704 nucleotides. RefSeq lists its product as uncharacterized. The transcript is spliced from 2 exons. Gene Ontology annotation, molecular function: identical protein binding; cytoskeletal protein binding; ubiquitin binding. The record is from RefSeq and is a predicted model, not a curated record. Bases 1 to 1704 code for a protein of 567 amino acids. NCBI's taxonomy places the organism in Eukaryota, Fungi, Mucoromycota, Mucoromycetes, Mucorales, Lichtheimiaceae.